Caenorhabditis sp. 36 PRJEB53466 is the source of this 383-nucleotide messenger RNA. The record is from the annotation of a GenBank genome assembly. Lineage: Eukaryota; Metazoa; Nematoda; Chromadorea; Rhabditida; Rhabditidae.
AUGGCCUCGAACCAGGAACUGGCUUGCGUCUACGCUGCUCUCAUCCUUCAAGAUGACGAGGUCGCCAUCACCGGCGAGAAGAUCGCUACUCUUCUCAAGGCCGCCAACGUCGAGUUCGAGCCAUACUGGCCGGGACUCUUCGCCAAGGCCCUCGAGGGAGUCGAUGUGAAGGUGAGAAUGCAGCCAGCGUGAAGUCCCUGUACGAUAUUAUUUUUCAGAACCUCAUCACUUCCGUCUCAUCUGGAGCUGGAUCUGGACCAGCCCCAGCCGCCGCUGCUGCUGCCCCAGCUUCUGGAGGAGCCGCCCCGGCCGCCGAGACCAAGAAGAAGGAGGAGCCAAAGGAGGAGUCCGAUGACGACAUGGGCUUCGGUCUCUUCGACUAA